Salvelinus namaycush (lake trout) is the source of this 1116-nucleotide messenger RNA. RefSeq names its product zinc finger protein 2 homolog. Gene Ontology annotation, molecular function: DNA-binding transcription repressor activity, RNA polymerase II-specific. The record is from RefSeq and is a predicted model, not a curated record. The annotation marks the transcript as partial. Gene Ontology annotation, biological process: negative regulation of transcription by RNA polymerase II. Lineage: Eukaryota; Metazoa; Chordata; Actinopteri; Salmoniformes; Salmonidae. The transcript is spliced from 2 exons.
UCAGGCAUUAAAAUUCAUCAAAGGAUCCACACAGGAGAGAAACAUUAUAGCUGUGAUCAAUGUGGGAAGAGUUUUACUACAUUUGACUCUCUGACAGUACACCAGAAAAUACACACAGGAGAGAAAUCUUAUAGCUGUGUUCAAUGUGGGAUGAGUUUUAAAGCAUCUAGCAAUCUGACUACACACCAGAGAACACACACAGGAGAGAAACCUUAUAGCUGUGAUCAAUGUGGGAAGAGUUUUACUACAUUUGACUCUCUGACAGUACACCAGAAAAUACACACAGGAGAGAAACCUUAUAGCUGUGUUCAAUGUGGGAAGAGUUUUACUGCAUCUAGCAAUCUGACUACACACCAGAGAACACACACAGGAGAGAAACCUUAUAGCUGUGAUCAAUGUGGGAAGAGUUUUACUACAUCUAGCUAUCUGACAGUACACCAGAGACUACACACAGGAGAGAAACCUUAUAGCUGUGUUCAAUGUGGGAAGAGUUUUACUGCAUCUAGCAAUCUGACUACACACCAGAGAACACACACAGGAGAGAAUCCUUAUAGCUGUGAUCAAUGUGGGAAGAGUUUUGUUACAUCUAGCUAUCUGACUAUACACCAGAGAACACACUCAGGAGAGAAACUAUAUAUAUGUGAUGAAUGUGGGAAGAGUUUUACUACUUCUGGCCAUCUGACAGUGCACCAGAGAACACACACAGGAGAGAAAUCAUAUAGCUGUGAUCAAUGUGGGAAGAGUUUUUGUCAAUCUGGUGAUCUGACAGUGCACCAGAGAACACACACAGGAGAGAAACCGUAUAGCUGUGAUCAAUGUGGGAAGAGUUUUACUACAUCUGGCUCUCUGACUUUACACCAGAGAACACACACAGGAGAGAAACCUUAUAGCUGUGGUCAAUGUGGGAAGAGUUUUUGUCAAUCUAGUAAACUGACAGUGCACCAGAGAACACACACAGGAGAGAAACCGUAUAGCUGUAAUCAAUGUGGGAAGAGUUUUGUUACAUCUAGCUAUCUGACUAUACACCAGAGAACACACACAGGAGAGAAACCUUAUAGCUGUAAUCAAUGUGUGAAGAGUUUUGUUACAUCUGGGCAGCUGAAUGCUCCUGUGUAG